Molecule: messenger RNA, 8276 nt
Organism: Papilio polytes (common Mormon)
Lineage: Eukaryota; Metazoa; Arthropoda; Insecta; Lepidoptera; Papilionidae
Gene: Sptz
Product: zinc finger FYVE domain-containing protein 26 homolog
Exons: 17
Coding region: 54-6944 (2296 amino acids)
Biological process (GO): double-strand break repair via homologous recombination; regulation of cytokinesis; mitotic cytokinesis
Cellular component (GO): centrosome; lysosomal membrane; midbody
Molecular function (GO): phosphatidylinositol-3-phosphate binding; metal ion binding
Source: RefSeq, a predicted model, not a curated record
AUUCAAUCAAUUAUACCUUAUUUUAUUCAAAUGAUAGCUUUAAAACUGGCAACAUGAAGGAAGAAGAAUUAAAAUAUCUUCUUUACCUUCUUGAUGAUUUAAAUGAAACAGUAUUUGAAGAAAUUUUACAAAUCUACUACAAUGCUGAAGAAUUAAAACCAUGCAAUGACUUAUCUGAAGAAACAACAGAAUUCUUUAAGAGAAACCUUAGAAGUAAUCCCGUAACCACAUCAGAGAUAUUGACAUAUAUACAAGAACAAAAAUGUGAAAACAAUUCAAAUAUAGAUAAAAUUCAAACAGUAUAUUUAGAUGUUUUGAAACAUGAAUUAACAAUUUAUAAUAAUACAGAUAGAUUGGUCACCUUACUGUCUUUAAUAAAGGUAAAUAAUAAAUUCUUGCCUAAAUUCAUAAAUGAGGUACUAAGACCUUUAUCGGAGGAGCCUUUAAGGCAAUAUAGGAAGCAAAUUUUGCUCAGUCUGAUACCCCAAGAUAGACCUGAAAUUUUAAGCACAAUUUCAGAUUUGAUGCAUAAAAAUGAACCUCAGAAGGAAUUUAAAUUGACACCAGAGUAUAUGCUCGAAUUAUGCUAUCAGGAUAAAACACACUGGUUGCUAAAAGCGGCCGAAAUAUACAAAGAACAAUUGCACGAUAUGAAAAAUGUCACGUUCAAAAUAAACAAUUUCACUAAACAGAUUAUAAUCAUGGUGCUUAUUGAUCUCACUAAUUGUCCAGAAAGCUAUGAUUUACCAUCUCUAGUACACCAAUUAACUAAUAUAUUUUCAAUCCUCGAAGCAUAUACAACAACCGACCAUCAGUUACAAUUCUACAUAACUGAAAUUAAAAGAGAAUUAACGGUGAUUAAAUUUUGUCUAGAAAACAAUUGCAAAAUUAUGACCACAUCUAUUUUAAGCCAGGUUUUAACGCAAAGCGCUUUGACGGUGAUAUCCCAAGUGUGCAGGCUCUCCAAAAUAGAUCGAUAUAAAGUAUCAAGACUGUUGAAUACAAACAACGAUUUUAUAUCAGAGUUAGUGACAUUGAGUGAUAAAACAGUUGCCAAGAACCAGAAACCACUAAGCGCUAAUUGGGACACAUCGACGUAUAACAGUUACUGUGCGGUCACAAAAGUAAUAGACACCAUACUCAACUCUACCGAAGGAAUAGAGAAUACGCAAGACAUGAACGUGUCUUUAGAAGAUAUCAAACGUUUAAUUCUAUCGAUCCAACCUCUUCAUUACUGCAUCGAAGUUAUAGAGACGAUAUAUUCUUGUUUAUUUCUACGCUACGAGUAUUUCUCGUGCUACGAACACACACAAGACUUACCUUGCGGCACCCAUUCCGAAUGCUCAUACUUUUAUUCAAAAAAGCAAAGUAAGCAAUCAAAAAUAUUCAACAGUUCAAGUACUGGAUUCAUGUGCAACUCGUUUACAACUCAAGUCAUAUUAAACACGUUAAAAAUCUGCUUAGAGACAUUAGCUGAGAGAAAAGAUAAUAAUAACGAGGAUGUGGCUCCUAAUAUCUCAGCGAGAUUUAAAAAGAUGAUCCAAGUGGUGAAUCAUUCUAUUUGGAAGUUGCAACUGGUGUCGACUCUCUCGCCCGACAUUAGUCCUUUACAAUUAAGAUUGUGCUUAGAUUAUGUAGAGGUGGACCAAAGCAGCGAUGAUGAAGACCGAGAAAUGGAAUUAAAGGCAGCAAGAAGAAAACCAAAAGUGAGAAGACGACAUACCAACCCUAGACCGGACGCAGAGCACGCUUUACUCGCGUCUACUGUCUCGGCGACUGAUGAUGCGUAUGUCACGAAGGAAAAUAGUAUUGACUUCAUAUCCAUAAUGUUGGCUAAACCGAAUUGCUUGGUGGCGCUUGCACUGUAUCACAACGACUUUCCGAAAGCAAAUCAAAUUUUAGAGAUGUUCGAUUUGGCUGAUUCAGAAAUUGCUACAGAAGUUCAAUUCACGGAGCAAUUACGACAUCUGGUAGCAAAAAUUAAAAACAUAAUUUGCUACAGAGACAACAUACGGUAUCCUACUAAGGAACUGUCGGCGUUGUCUGUCGUAUCUACAGAGGUGAUGGGGCUAGUUGAAGGAUUUCUCGCAUCGAAUCGGGCACCAAAUUCCUUCGAUAUCAUAGAACUGGCUGCACGUCAUCCGCACCUCCAGCUCUACAAUCACCAGAACGCACCGUUCAUAAAUGCCGUAGAUAUUUUGCUGAGCAGUGGACUCAACAGAGAAAUUACCUAUGGCCUCAUCAAUGUCGUCGAAAGAAAACUGGCCGAAGUCCGAUGCAGCACCGACGUAUCCGCCGUAAAGAAGACUAACUAUAUUCGUUUCGUCGAGGACGUUGCCAGUGUUACCUUCGAAAUAUUCGGCAACACUGAAAAAUCAUUCGAUUUCGUCGACAACAUAUGCGGCUUGAUCACCGACUGUCGGAUACCCAUCAAACAUAAAGAAUUCUGCAAAUUGAAUCAACUAUCGAAAGAAUUGAGACAAUCGUGUCAGGAUCUCGAGGAUGUUGUCAAUCCGAAUCGAGGAUCGUAUGACGAGAAUCUAUUACAGAAAUACCAUCAAAUAUACAUGAAUGUCGUCGCCGCAUCUGACAAAGAUAUAUGCAAUAUCGCCGAGGUAUCCCACAAUGGGAACAAGAAAGCGAGAGUUCAUUACCUGCGAAUGUGCUACAUGUACACUAAAUCCGUCUCACAGUUAGAGCAGGAAGACAAUCGUUCGACAGACUCCGGCUCAGACGCUCCAUACUUCGUUAUAUUGGAGCGACAUCUACACGACAUUUUCGGAAACAUGAUCAACAACAAAGACAUCCCAGUCACAUAUCUGGAACCGAUUUGCAAAAAGUUGAACGUCAAUCUGAUACCAAAGCUUAUAUUAAACUUUUGUCCUUCGAUUACGUUAGUCGGACCUCAGAAAGAGGCUACAGAAGAGAAUUUCAACAAUCUACUACAAGUCGUGUACGAUUUUAAAAAUCCCGAGGAGAAUCUAUUUCUUGAGCCGACGGCAAACUUUGCUCCGUUGCCGAGGUCGCCGGAUACACAAUGUCUCACAUACAUUGUGUUACAUAAUUGGGUUCUAGCUCAUAUCAUAAAGAAAAUACAUACUUCAUUAAACGAAAGCAGCAUGCAACAGAGCAUAGACUCUCGCACCAAAUGUUUGAACAGAUAUAUGGAUCUUGAAAGAUUCGAGCGCACGAAAGUGUUAUUCGAUGGUAACAAAUAUCUGGCGUCGCUCCAUACCACUAUCGAUUUGGACAAACUAUUUUUAUUUAUGCCUAGAUUAUUGGAAUCGGGUAAGAUUCUCCAAUCUUUGAAGAUUAUUGACUCAUUGUCCGAAAGGCAAUUAUUGAGCAGCGCGAAUUUGCUCAAUCUGAGGGAUUUAAUUCUUUUCAAACUGGCUACGAAUCCCAAAAUGACCAGUAACUGGAAGCAUUGCCAACACUUGAAAUGUCCAGAAUUAAAGUUAGAUUUGAUUCUCAAUAACUUGAACUGUUGGCCGGCAGAGGGUGCAACGGAAGUAUUGGAUUAUUUGCGGUUCAUUUUAGAUCCCAUCGCUGUAGAAGAAGGACUAUAUGAGAAAUGCAGCGAUUGGAUUGUGAAAAUACCUCUAUAUGAACAGAUAGCGACAAUCAUGGGAGUUGGCCAUUGGUACAAUGUGUACGAGAUGUCUAUACAAAAUCCGGAAACAAUUAUAGAAAUAUUAGUAGACAGCCAACAGUUCAAGCUGUGUUUGGAAUGGGCUGAUGUCCACGAUGUGUCGGAACACAUGAAGAAUUUGAUCGUUGUGAAUCUUUUACGACAACUCUUUGAAUACACGAACCAAGCCACGCCGGAUAUGAUCAGAGAACUACUAUCACGGCUCUCGCCAUCACAAGCAAAUGACCUCAUACAAGAAGAGAUGGCCAAAGUACGCAAUGUAGAGAUCCUUCAAGUGUGCGUAGAUUACAUCUCCGAAAAUUCCUACGACUGGAAAUCCUUCGAAAACAUCAAAAUCGGCCUACAAAUAAUGCUCGGGAUCAAUCCGAACUUGAGAAACGCAUUCUGGGAUCUAAUAGAAAAUCCUCUAUUAAUGAUCGAGCAGUUUCUAAUGAAUGGAAAAUUAGAAACUCUAACUGAUGUGAUAAAUAAAAUAGCACCAAAUCUUAAGAAAGAUCCGAGCGGUGAUAACCUCUAUUACAAUAUAAAAUCUAUUGAAACAUUGGUGAUAUCUCGGAACGCUGUAGACGCGCUACUUCGGUAUUACGCGGAGAAAGCUUUAGACAUGAGGAAUCCUAGAAACGUGUCUCCUACACCUUUGAAGCCGUGGGACGAUUCUCUUCUUCAGUCUAUAGAUUCGAUAAACCUGGAGGCUGCUUCUCGUCCGUUCCUGAUGCCGGAGCAGGUGCCCAGCAAGGAGCAGUGGGUGGAGGACCACACCACGGACCGUUGCAUGAUGUGCAAGAUCUCUAUCUUCUCUAUGAUCAUACGGCGGCAUCAUUGUCGACGAUGCGGACGGCUCGUUUGCCACGCCUGCUCCAGACAUCGGAUGCAUGUCCCGACAUACCCCAGUGGUGUGAAGUUCCGCGUCUGUGACGACUGCUACACACAAACGAUGAAUCGGCGUCCGAACACCGACCAGGACAACUUGAUUCUCAGCAGCCACUCGGACUCCGCGGGCAGCGCGGUCACCUGCAUGGACUGGUGCCUCUCCUCCAGCGCGGAGAAGAACGAAGCCGUCCGCAAUGAAUUUAGCUACGAGUUCACGCCUAACGUCACACUGUGUCUCACUAUUAUGAAGAUGCAUUCACCUAAUUUGGAUUAUCCAAGGUUCCUGUUGGACCGGAGUGACGAGGUGGGCCGGGAGCUGACGAAGGGCGGGGACGCGCGGCUGCUGGUGCAAGCUCGCCGCUCGCUGCUGCUCGCCGCCGCGGAGCUGUACUCGCGCACGCCGCAAGAGAAAACUGGUGGGUCGCGUGUGUCGGAGGCGGGCGCGGCGCACGCGGCGCGCUGUCUGGCGCACGCGGACGCCAUCGCCAUGCUCGUGCGGCACCAGGCGCAUCACCUCAUGCCGCACCACCACGCACACCCAAGUCAAAUAGUACGUUCGCUAUUAGAAGCUGAAAAAUGGGAUUUAGCUUUAGAAAUAGCGACAAAAUCAGGUCUUCCUAGAAACAGCGUACUCGCCGCGUGGGGUAAAGCGUGCUUAAAAGCGGGUUGUUUUAAAGAAGCUCGUAAGAAAUUCUCACAUUGUUUCAAAAACACGUUUAAUGUGCCAAUAGACGAAGACUUCGAGUAUGGCAAAGAGGCUUCCGAAACACAAUUUGUGAACAAACGAGUUAAUACAAUGAGAAUGUUAGAUAGAACCGGUUCUAUGUCUAGUAUACAAUCUGAUGGAAGAUCUGAAGGAAGGUCUAGAACGAAUCCGCCAUUGCUCAAUGAAAUUAUAAAUAUAUUAGAAGAUAUGAAUUAUCCUGUCAAUCAACAGCUGUUAAACAAGGCUGAAACUAUUAAGAAUACAAACGCAAAACUAGCAACAAUGAAUACAAGCAGAAAGAAAAUACCAAUAACUGAACCAGCUUUAAAUAUAAUGCACACACUCGCAAGCGUUAAAAAAAUAAAACAAGGCGAUUACAGCGACUUCCAAACGGCAACACUACCGCCUAAGAAAUCACUCGCUCAAGGUCUUUUAAGAAGAAAUAAUAAUCAUCAAGAACCAAAAGUCGAUCAUCAACAUAAAAGACUGGAUCCAUUCUUCUAUAAAGAAUGUGUUUAUUAUCUCUCUAACUACGGCUCUCAUGUCGCUAAUAUACUGUUCUAUAUGAAACACAGCGAUAUGGCCGAAGUAAUGAGGUAUUGUUACGAUAAUAUGGUCGACAAGGAAACUUUUACAGAAGCAGUAUAUAUGGAAUGCCUUAAAAAGGAUAAGGUGAAUGAAAUGCUGAAAGCUAUGGGAGAUAUGGACAGUACGUUGGAAUUGUGGGCUGAGUACAUAAUGCACGUGUGCCGCACGCUGGAGGGCAGCAAGCGUAUGGAGGCGCUGUACGCGCUGCAGUGCGGCACGGGGCAGCACGCGCGCGCCGCCGCCACGUGUGCGCUGCUGUACGCGCGCCGCACGCCGCACGCCGCCACCGCCACCGCCACCGCCCCCACACCCACCCCCGCCGCAGCCCUCCUCGCCAGGCACCACCACCUCGCCAACGCGCUGCACCACCUCUCCCAGUGUGUGCCCUCCACCACCAAGAUAAACGAUCCGAAAUCCCUGCAGUUUAACAUUGAUAAAGCGACCAUAGACAAUUUAAUGACGACAAUAACGAGACAGAUGGAACUGAGCAAGUAUCUAGCGGCGUGCGAGGCGAGCAAUAGAUUGAACGAGAAAGUGUUCACGGAAGUGAUACCGAUGCAGAGCGCGCACGCGAGCAGCGCCACAGACUACAGACCGCUCACUCUGUUCGGUUCCAAUACAGAUAAAAUAAGACUCGUCGCCAUCGUACUGGCCACAGGACCGAGUAUCGAGAGCGGAUUCGAUUUAGCGUUCAAAAUUAUAACAGAACAUAAAUUGGAUUCUAUGAACAUAUACACUCAUGUGGCCAAAUACUUAGUGAAUACCGACAGAUUUAUGGAAGUCAAGACGUUAGCUAAAUGUAUAAGAAAUUCCAAAGAGACUGCUGCCAACCUGAUGAGCGACCAGGUGCUGGAGUGGGGCGUGGGCGCGGUGGUGGCGCGCUGCGAGGCUCGCGGCCAGCUGCACGACGAGCAGGCCGAGCUGCUCAUCGCGGACGUGCACAGCGUGCCCAUCAAGAUAUCGUGCUACCUGACAUGUCGCAACGUGAGCAGCGCGUACAUCCUGGCGGCGCGGCUCGAGCGCACCAGCGAGCUGCGCCGCGUGCUGCAGGAGGCGGAGCGCCUCGGCAACGACCAUGUACGCAACGCCUGCCUCAAGCGACUCACUAACAAAAACCUUUUACACUAGGAUACAACAAAAAUCCCUACCAAUAAUUUCUACCUUGUAUCGAAGUUUACAAACAUCUUGGCAGUUCUGAACUUUAAAAGCUGAGUAAAACAAAUUAAGGGGCGUUGCAAUUUCCCUUGAACCGCCAAUUUUUUUGAUACAUACCAAAUGUGUAUUUCGAAUAUCAUAUGUAUAGUAAUAUAGUUAUCCAAUGUUCUUACGGUGAGGGAAAACAUCAUAAUGUAUAUCUAAAAAAAAAAUCAGAGAUGUAAAGUCACAGUGGGCCACCGCGUUUGAUUACAUCUAGCUUGGUUUUGAACCUCUCAAUUAGUAUGUUUAGGGAAAUUAUGCAAUUUUCGAUUUCAAAUUUUAAACUUUGCUCAAACAUGCAAUAUUAUAUUAAUAAAUAUUUUAUGCAAUACAAGGUUUAUUAAAUUUUGCUGUUUUUCUCAUUUUAGAAGAGAGAUAAGAUUUUCCUCAUUUCUGCUUAGAUUCAUGUAAGUUUUAUACUAGAAUGUGGCCAAAUGAGAAAAUAGAUUUUUUUGGGUUCGUUACUACGAAUUACUAUAGCGAAGCGACCCAUAGACAAACUAAAGAGUAGAUUCGUAUUAUUCUUAUUAGCUUUUUAUCAUAAGUUGUAAAAGAUCUUUAUUAUUAUUGUCAAAGAUAAAAAAUAAAUAUAUUUUGUAAUAUUUAUAAUCAGUGUUAAUUUGAAAAUGUGCUUCCAAAUAAUUUUAUAUAAUUAUGAGAUAUCGGACUUUUAGCUUUAAGUUUUCAGUAAUAUAACAUAGUUUAUUAUCUUGGCUUAUUGAAUUAGCUUAGUAAGUGGUUGAUAAAAUGGCGGCUUACUAUUUAUUUAGUCAUUUUGUGUAUAAAAUCAUGACCAAAAAUACAUAAAUAAACGACUAAAGUUAUUGUCUAUGGGUAGAAUUUAAUAUAGAUGGUGCUAACAAUAUUGAGAAAUCAUAAAAUGCUUAAACUUUUUUGAACAUACUUGAACAUAACUAUAGGUACUAUUAAUGUUAUAAUUUGUUUAAAGUUUGGAAAACAGUAUUAAAUGAUUUUUUUAUUUGCAAAAAAGGGAUGCAGUGGUAGUAUAGUAGUGUAGGCAAUUUUAUUUUCAAAAAUUAUCUGUUACUGGUUUUUUUAUGAAUAUGAUACUCUUAAAUAAAUAAAACCUAGAAUGUUGUACUUUUUGAUAUUAUCUAGUAAAUAAAGAUUAAGAUAAAACUAUAAACCAUUGAGAAACUUUUAACUAAUUUAAUGCAUGUUGGUCUCAUAUUGUGAUAAUUAUAUGUAAAAAUGACAAAUACUUGCAUCUCAUCAAUUUGACAUUUUAAUUAUUCUGUAAUU